Panicum virgatum (switchgrass) is the source of this 933-nucleotide messenger RNA. Its product is annotated as protein PELPK1-like. Bases 71 to 640 code for a protein of 189 amino acids. The record is from RefSeq and is a predicted model, not a curated record. Lineage: Eukaryota; Viridiplantae; Streptophyta; Magnoliopsida; Poales; Poaceae. The transcript has a single exon.
CAUAACGAUCUCGUUCGCUCUACCGAGGCUCGAGGCACAAAUUAAGCUCACUAGUGUUAAGCAUCGAGUCAUGGCUGCCAAGGGCACCAUGAUUUCCCAUGUCCUCCUCAUGGUGCUGCUGCUCUCGUGCAGCUGCAUGAGCGGCGCGGCGAGGUUGCUGGAGGAGGCAGCGCCCAAGGAGGAGUACCCGCACCCUGCCGUGCCGGAGCUGCCAAAGCCCGAGCUGCCGCCGCACCCCACGGUGCCGGAGCUGCCGAAACCCGAGGUGCCGGCACACCCUGUCGUACCCGAGCUGCCGAAGCCUGAGCUGCCACCGCACCCUACGGUACCUGAGCUGCCGAAGCCUGAGGUGCCGGCGCACCCCGCCGUGCCGGAGCUGCCGAAGCCCGAGCUGCCUCCUCACCCCGCCGUUCCAGAGCUGCCGAAGCCCGAGCUGCCUCCUCACCCCGCCGUUCCAGAGCUGCCGAAGCCCGAGGUGCCGGAGCACCCCGUCGUGCCGGAGCUUCCGAAGCCUGAGCUGCCUCCUCACCCCUCGGUGCCAGAGCUGCCAAAGCCGGAGGUGCCCCACCCUGAGGUGCCAAAGCACGAGCUGCCACCGAAACCAGAGGGCCACUACCAGGUGCCAGAGACCAAACCAUGAUCGGACUGCAUGCAUCACUGUCUCUUCUGCCCAACAAUAAAUACGUUCUGUAUUUGUGUUUGUACUCCAAAUACAGUAUUAUCUCUUAUUGUAUUAUUGCAUUAGUAUAUAUUUGUCUGUGAUCAUGUUGGUCACAAGCUUGCUAGGAGUGUGUUACGUUUUAAUGUUUCUAUGUUGUGGUGCAUUGAUUUGUACAUUGCAGAUUUGCGUAUGUAUUGCUUUUUAUGUAUACUGUAUAUAUGUACAUGUGCAUGGGAUAUGUUUUUUUGAACAGUGUAUGGGAUAUGUUUGAU